Messenger RNA from Pararge aegeria (speckled wood butterfly), 2823 nucleotides. RefSeq names its product snRNA-activating protein complex subunit 4 (gene Pbp95). The record is from RefSeq and is a predicted model, not a curated record. The transcript has a single exon. The coding region runs from base 79 to 2433 and encodes 784 amino acids. NCBI's taxonomy places the organism in Eukaryota, Metazoa, Arthropoda, Insecta, Lepidoptera, Nymphalidae.
UCCGUCAGCUGUGGUCAGCUGUACUCAAAUUAUAUUUUGAAAUUUUUUUCAACUUUAAUCAAUUAUUAACCUAUCAAUAUGAGUGAUUUUGAUGUAAGCGACCUAGACAGUGACGAAGAAAAUGACCUGCAAGAUUUAGAACAAUUGAACGCUGUAUUAGAGAGUGAGGAUCCCGGGCCAAGUGCUGAACUGCGAGAAGCCUCCAUAUCUGGCUCAAAUAUCUGCAGCGCUUCGUCUAGUUACGGGGAAAGCUCUAAAGCUGAAACAGCUCUGGCUCUUAACAGAAUGUGUGAUGAUAAAUUACGAAAGCUGGAAAGUAUACUGCAAGCAAGGUUACCAGAGUGUCGUCGAAGACUUAUCGAAGUUCAGAAAAUGACCGAGUUCGACAGGUUUGACAAAGACAAUUUCCGCUACGUCAACUGCGGGAAGCCGUAUUUUAAAGACAACCGGGGCUUCCCAGCUCCUGAAAACGAGGAUACCUUACUCAUGACUAAAUACCAAAUGUACAACUUCUCUGGGAUAUCCUCCGUCCCCGGGUGGACCGUUAAGGACAAGUGCCAACUCACGGAGCUCGUUUUGAAGAUGUCGAAGGAGAAAAAAAAAAAGGAACUGGAAAAAAAAAUUUCAAAUCUGAAACGUGAAAACAAAGAGUCAAAUUCAAAAGAAAUUGAGGAAACCAUAUCGGAUCUCAAGCGGCAGAUCCUUUGUGUAGAUAAAAUUCCUCUUAAGGCGUUAGCUCUUCCCAUAAAUGAGGAUUACGACUGGGACUAUGUUGCAAACAAACUAAGUGAUAGGCACAGUGCUCAGGAAUACAGAUCUCUUUGGAGAUUAUUCUUACAUCCGUCAAUAAAUAAAAGUACUUGGACCCGCUCUGAACAUAUAUCUCUGCAGAAAAUUGCUUUUGAGAAAAAACUGCAGGAUUGGGAUACCAUUUCUAAGGAGCUAGGCACUGGCAGAACAAACUACCAAUGUUUUGUUUACUUCCGUACUAACAUGAAUAACACAUUUACAAGUCGGAAAUGGACAAAAGAAGAAGAAGAAUACCUUAAGAGGUUAAUUGAAUAUUAUAAAGAAGAUAACUACAUUCCGUGGGGAAAAGUUGCAGCUACCAUGGAAAAUAGGACAAAAGUACAAAUUUAUAAUAAGUUUUUCAGACUAUGUGAACUUAGGAAAGGCAAAUUUCUACCCGAGGAAGAUUCCGUUAUACUCACUUGUGUACAACAUUUUGGGCCAAAUUUCAAAAAAGUGACGGAAUAUCUCCAAGGUCGAUCCGUGACACAGUGUCGAGAUAGAUACCAUGUCUUGAUGAAGCAACGAUUUUCAGCAGUUUGGACAGUAGAUGAAGAUCGUAAAUUAGUUCAACUUGUAGCUACCCAAGAUGUGUCCACAAAUUUUUCAACCGUAUCACAAUACUUUCCUGGAAAAGAUCGAGUGAACAUUCGAACCAGGUACAUAACUUUAUCUAGAUGGAUGAGAAGAAAUCCUAAUAUAGACAUUUCUCAUGCACCAAGACGUGGUGCUAGACGAUUAGGGCAUGGAAAGUCAACAGAAGAUCUAAACAGAGCCAUAGAGUGUUUAAAAAAACGUUUACAGUCUGAAGUGACUGACAAAAAAAAGAAAAAGAUUACAAGAGAUUCGCCUGAAGAAGUUAUAGACGAUGCAAUUGUAGCAGUUCUUACUACAGAGAACACAAGACUUUUGGAGGCGCAAAAGUUACAACACUGUCAAGAAGAACAAGAUAACUAUACAGUUGAGGAGGAAAUGAAGAAUUGUAAUAUUACAUUAUUACAAAAAAUUCUUAUGUUGUUGAAAGCAAAAUUAAAUAGACACAAGUUUGCUAAUAGCCCUGCACGUAACACUUUUCAAGGCUUAUUAGAUCCAGGAAUGGCCGCAAAUCUUAUUCAAUUUAGGUCAUAUUCAAAAAAAAAUGCUGUGAAAAAUGUCAAAAUGGAUAAAAAGAUAGACAUUUGGGGAAAUGGCACAUUAGGAAAGCUGUCUUAUGUAUUCCCACCGCAUUAUGCGACGAUAACUGGGUGCAAAAAACUGAUGUCCUAUUAUAUCAGCCCUAAAUCAGACAGGGACGAGACAAAGAAUGUUAAUAUUCUAAUCAAAAGAAAUCUUAUGGUAAAAGAUCAGGUUACCAUGUUAAUGGAGCGUUUCAAUACUCUAUUCCUCUGGCCAAUGCUUCUUUCUAAUGCAUCACCGGAAGAUUGUAAAACCAAUUUAAAAAAUUAUGUAUCUCCAUCAAAAUCGGUCAGAAGAUUAAUUACUUAUGAGAACUAUAAUUUCACGGAAAAUUUUAAUUUUAUAUUGCCACUACCUGAUUUGAAAAAAAUAGGAGAUGUUAAUGAAACUACCAUCGAUAUGGUUGAGUCGGAUGAUAACCACACUAUUAAUAAUGAUGCAAGUUAUUUUGACUCUCUCGUGGAGUAAUGUUUUUUUUUUUUAAUAAAUUCUGAACUUUAUACUUCACUAGUAAGAGAGAUGUAUCAUAUACCCAGCUUUGAGGGUAUAAGAUAUUUGUUAAUAAUGCAACCUCGUAACACGCAUGGAUGGAGUUGUGAAGAGAAAUCAAAUUCAUAUCUAAAAAUCAGCUAAUUAUCAAUGUACUUUUGAAGAUAGAGGUGUCAAUAUGAUAUAUGAGUGAAUGAAUGAAUACAUUUUUACUGUACAACACAUAGAAAUGCAGGAUAAUUGUAAAUAACAGGUUCACACAAUGCUUACAAUUUGUUGGCCUUAUCUUAAUUUAUUAAUAGUGUAAAACAAACACAGCUCAAAAAGUUAUGUGGUGCAUAUUACCUAAUAUAUUAAGCGAGGAGCUCU